Messenger RNA from Lentinula edodes (shiitake mushroom), 6408 nucleotides. Its product is annotated as Le.MFB1. Lineage: Eukaryota; Fungi; Basidiomycota; Agaricomycetes; Agaricales; Omphalotaceae. Bases 1 to 6408 code for a protein of 2135 amino acids. Gene Ontology annotation, molecular function: protein binding. The record is from RefSeq and is a predicted model, not a curated record. The transcript is spliced from 6 exons.
AUGCAUCGCCUUUCUCCAAAGUUGACCCCAAGUUCUUCAGCAGUGGCGGCGACACAGGACGAACUUGCAGGAACUGGCAGUAAUCGGAAUCAUGGUAACGGGUUACACAGACGCGGAGGCGGGGGAGCUGGAAGGAAGAAUGGUGCUGUGACUAGUAAUCAUAUAAACGGAGUGGUUGGUCGAAAGUCAGGCCGUAGCACAUCACCAGUGGCUUCAUCGACGUUGGUCUCGACAUCCUCAACCUCAGCUUCAGCGCCUCCCCAAAAACCGCCACAAUCCCCAACUCCAACGAUACGAACUUCUGCAAGCACUAUUCCAACGAAACGAAAGCAUCCGAGCACGUUGGACGGAAGACCUGCUUUAGAUGAAGACUCCGAAUCAAUCCGGUGUAUUUGUGGCUUCAGUGUCGAUGACGGCUGGUCGGUAGGCUGUGACGGCUGUGGACGUUGGGUUCAUGGAGUUUGCUUUGGAUUUGAGGCGAAGGACAAGGAGAACUUGCCCGAUCAUUGGUGGUGCUGGGAAUGCGACCCAAGCUUGUUGGAGAGGAUCGAUAGGGAAAAGGCCAGGAGUCUGCAAAUUGCUCGGUUAGCAACAGCUGCAGGGGAUACUGCCGGAAAUGGGAGACGAAGGUCAAGUCCAGGCGUCGACAGGAAGGCACGAAAAAUCAACAUAGCUACCGGCGCUGGUCCUUUUUUGUCGCCUUCUUCUGGUAUAUCGCCAAACUUUCCUUCAAUUUUCCCAGAUCAUAGCUCUCAUAAACGGAAGCGAACUUCAGUCGCAGCACCUUCUCCGCUUACUACUGGCUCUGCUUUCUCAUUUCCUCCGACUACCGGUCAACCAAGUAGUGCGGAUGACUUCAUUGACAUUGACGAGUCCUGGUCUCACUCAUACAUCGACAUUUCACAUGAUAUCAUUCCUGAAUCUGAAGCCCGGGAAAGACUACGCAAGCAGGCAUCUGAGUGGCGAGGAAUUUCUGCAAUAUCCCCUGUCCACGAUCUUUCUUCAAAGCCAGGCUGGCCGUAUUUUAAUACGACCCCAGUACGGUAUCCUCAUCCAGUCUCGCCUUCAGUCUCAUCAGUCUCCCUUCGGCCUAUCAAUUCCAGCCCAGGAUCCGUACUUCCUCCAUCCUAUGCCGUUCACACAACGCACCCGAUUCCUUCACAAUCACUUCUCGCCCCAUAUCCUAGCGUAAUUACCUCGUCAUCCACCUACCUUCAAGAUCCACUGAACGCUUACGCCACUCUCGGGAUGCCAAAACCCCGAGUUCAUCUAAUCGGUCCUCCUCUCGAUGUUAGUCUCGAUGCUCGAGGGAAGGGUGGCAAGGCGCGAUUCGUGCGAAGUGGAUGUCAGCCCAAUGCAGUUUUGAGGCCUGUCUUGUGUGAUGGAAAACGAGGGGAUCCCGAUAACAUAUAUCGUAGAACAUCGUCAGGCGAACAGGCUGAUUCAUCAUCUCAUUCUGCACAUCCACCACCACCACAAGACACGCCAGAUUCGCUCUCGUUUGCCAUCUUCGCUCUUCGAGACUUGAAGGUCGACGAGGAGAUUGUACUUGGAUGGGAGUGGGAUGACGCUAAUGUCGUGCAUUUGCUACCUGCAUUGCUUCAAGAUAAGGAUAUUUUCCCACCUGCUCAAUUAGCGGCGUACAAACUUCAAAUGGCCAAUAUACUUCGUGCGCUAGGAGCGACGUUCACAAGUUGUGCCUGUGGUGACCGGGCUAGGGGAUGCGUGAUGAGGAAAAUGAAGGAGUUCGUUGAUGAGGUUGAUGAUUUGGACUCAGAGCACGAGCUGCAAAGGGAACGAGAACUUAGGAAUGUUAACUCUGGAAUUGAGCGGAGUGAAGGGUUUAAACAUAUUCGUGGCAUGCAAGAUGGUCAGGGGGGCGUGGACAUCGAGAUGAUUAAACCUCUUUCAACAUCGGAAACCUUCAGCGACCAUCUUCCACCUUCACACCCAACUAACUCCCAUUAUCAGCCACCCUCCACGACGGGGUCAUCCGCCCCUCCUUCGAUGACUCCUCCCUUCGAAUCGUCAUUGUCAUCAACUAUUCCUGGAAACCUUCAGACCCAUCCCCAGAACUCGUCUUUUUCUCGCAGCUCUCUUAUGUACGCUCGUCCAGUGUCACCCUCACUUAUCCAGCAGGAACAUACAGAACAAGAAGUAGAGCUGCAAACUCAGUCGUCUGCUCACCCAACAUUUCGGAGGCUUAACAAACAUUCAACCGCGUCCAGCUCGCAAAUACCGUCUUCUUCCCCUACGGUUGAUUUAGGUCCUCUAAUCGGCGUUCCGCGAGGUUUCCGAACGAGGGAGAAGGUAGAAGGAAGCGGGGGGCUUGGUGGCGUUGAAAUGGACACAGAUGACAGCGAAAACAGAGGAGAUAGUGUUGAGGUGGGUCAGGAUGUGCACACAAAGGCCUACGUUCGUCUUGGACCUCAAGAUGAGAAGCAAAGGAAUUUUCCGGCGCUGCACCCCAAUCUGGAUGCGGAUUCCAGCAUUUUUUCGGUGUACGCCGAUCAAGCCACUCAGCCGCCCGCUCACAACUUUCCUCUUCAUCCUUACCCCUACCCGAUCCAUGGCAUAACUCCAUCACCACCUUCUGUAUAUUCGUAUGCUCCUUUCUACGGUACUCCGUAUCCUUUCCCUCAUACAACUUACCCUCUUUAUAUCCCUCAUCCCCCUGGAAAUCCACUACAUAAUCCAAUACGGAAUGGUGGUAAAGAGGACUUGUUUUGGGGCGAUAUUCCGUCAAUUGCUCGAGUGGAUAAAGGAAAGGGACGAGCACAGGAUAUCGAUAUCGUUGCUGCGGAUGAUGAGGACAAUGAUGAAAUUUCUAUGGGAAGGAAUAAUAAGGAAGGCAUAGAUGUCGUCGUUAACGAAGUGUCUACUAGACACCCUCAACGCCAUCGACGGAAACAAUCCGUUUAUAAACGUCCCAUAUCGCCUCAAACACUUCACUUAUCGGACCAGGUUGUAGAAGGAUCUGAAAUUCCUCCGAAAAUGAAACGAAGGUGGCAACAUGAAAGGAACGAAUCUAAAAGUCCAAUUGAGGGUAAAAGGACUCGAAGAGCUUAUGAGGACAUGCAAGUCGACGACGAUGGUCGUACUCGAGGCGGGCAAGAUCCCACGACAGGCGAUCUAUCUACCACAACGUCCCCUGCGAUGCCAACAAUUUCAACUACACACGCUCCUGUGGUCUGUUCACCUUCAACCACAUCUCCUCUUUUGACGUUUGCAAACCUAUCCCUGCUUUCACCCGUCCCCGUAUCAUCAAGUUCUACAUCCUCUUUGUAUCCCUUCCCAGAUCGUCAACUCCCCAGUCACAAGUCUACCAACUGGUGGGACGUUUCUUCUCAGGGUUCUCGACAUCAGCCGAAAUCACCUAUGCCGCGUGCACAGUUCAGAUCCCAGUCACCUCCUCGUCAUAUCUCUCCUACUAGACGAGCAAUCACUGACCCUCUUGCAGCUUUAGCAGCAGCUGCUGCUGCUGCUCGUCCGAUAUCUCCUCUUCCUAACAGGAUAUACUCGGACUCACGGUCGAAAUCACGAUCUCGGUCACCUCGUUCCGAAAAUCGUCUUGGUACACACUCUACGUUAAAUGAGCCCGUCCAUGAUAGGUAUUCCUACGAUAUGACCACGCCAUAUCUUGGUUCACCUCGACGAAGUCGCCGGAUGUCCACAAGUGAUGGUGAACGUUCAGAUCCAGAUCAUCAUCAUCCUUCUCAUUUUCGUGGGCUUGAAGAUUUCGACCACGACAACCAGGAUGUGCGUCAAUCCCGAGCGACAUCGAUGCUUGAGAGUCAUGACGCAGUCUUGGGACCGGGAGGAAUACGUGUUCUGAGCUCGCCUGAGCAUGAAUGGCUGCCCUUGAGGAAGGGAGAUACUUCGACAUCCACGGAAUCAUCGUAUGGUGCUACUAAUGUCCUUUCUGCAACGGACUUCAUAGAUCAUUCACGAUUAGAGAGAAGUGUAAUCGCAAUCGAGGAUGAGUCGAGCGUGGACUCUAGGAGUUUAAAGGUGAAGGCAGAAUUAUUAAAUGAGGACCAUAUACCAUCCUCAACUCAUUUGGUUCAUCAAAAUUGCGAACCAGUGGAAGUCGUCGAUGUCGAACGACCCUGUUUCGUUGGUACUUCCGCAGAGCCAGAAACUGCUCUGCAAAUCACACAACCUAGUCACCUCGUUCCUACCCUCCAUCCUCCUCUUGCAUCUCCCAAUGAACUCCCAAGAUCCGAUUUGCUUUCACCAACGGAUUCAUACGUUGCGCCUCUAUCUCCGCUCACACCACCGGCAACAAACCUGAAAGACAUUCCGCCUUGGCCCGCCUCUCCGUCACCUCGCAAUUCACCUUCCGUAUCUGACCCAGUUCAGAAAUCUUCACUCCCUCCAACGUCAUUGGUACCGGAUGCUAUACCUUCGUCAGAACUCCAACCCGCCCAGUACAAUGAAGCGCGACCUUCAACACUAGUGUCAGCUGACUCUCACGCACCCACAGAUUCGCCGAUGAGCGCACUGUCGUCGGUUGGGUCUUCGUCUCCAAUCAAUGCUAAUUUCACAUUACACGCCAUUGAGAACAAAGAGAAUGAUUGCGAUAAUGAGUGCACGGCGCAGGUGACAAGGUCGUCCCCUUUUUCCUCUCCGCUUUCUUCUCCUAUGGAGAAACUGAUAUCACUACCUGCGUAUUCCGCACCUAUUGAACAGUCGUCGAGCUCGUCAGGUCCUGUCCACGAACGCACAGAAGUGAACUGUCCGCCUCCGAAUACAAUCCACCACAUUCCUUCUGAGUUGCCGGCUGCAAGUGUGGGUUCAUUCCAGUCGCAACCUGAUCCGCCAUUACAUGCAUCUAUUCAUGACGUUCCGGCUCUUGAACAUUCCAGUUCAAUGUCCCCGCUUCACUCUCCCGGAAAUGAUUCUCCUACAACACCAAAGGAGGUAGAUUCGGAGGAAGUGGAAACUAUGGAUGUGGAUGUAAUGAAUGCGCACGACACAGAUACUAAUGAUGAGCAGGAACGGAAGGCCCAAUUAACGAUACCGUCUAUCAACGCCAAUCUUUCUCCUCCCUUAGUCUCUGUACGAGCUGAGAUCAAUUCUGAACAUAUCGAUGCAUCCGAGCUCGCACCGCAAACCUCUCCUGCCCUUGCUACUUCACCUACACCGACGAUCUUUGCUGCGUCCAAAGUUAAGAAGAUGAGCUUGAAGGAUUUUGCUAUUCGGAAGAGACGUCAGAAGGAAGAAGAGGAGCGAGAGAAAAAAGAGAAGGAACAAGAUAAGGGAAAUGAUGUGGAACAAAAGCCGGUGGAUUGGGAGGAUGCAAUCAUCAUUGAGGAUCGCCAAAAAGUGCAGGAAUCUCAUGUCGAAGUCGAAGCUCCGGUUGAUUCGAACGGUGAGGAUGAUGCGGAAAAAACUCCGGAAACAGAUAGCCUCUCAGCCCCACCCGCCAAAUAUGUGGUUCCCGCAGUUUUGGAAUCAAAUAUUGAAGAACGCGGUCACAACGUAGCGAAAUCUGACGUCGACGUCAUAAUGAAGGCCUCGGAGACACUGAACAAGCUCAUAAACUCUUCGUCUAUGUCAAUGAAGUCAAUGACCGUCGCACAUGAGUAUUCUGCCUCGCCACCACAUUUUGACGUCUCAACUACUGCAAAACUUCCUCCGAUGGUCUCAUCGCUUUCGGCAUCUCCCAAUAUCACCAGUCGUCCUCCAAGGGGUCUCAUCACUGAUCCAAUAAUCAUCGCGGAUUCUUCACUGUCUAGUUUGACUCGCGAAAAAACAAUGGCCCCUCACUCUGUGCCAGAGGAUGGGGAAAUUGAGGACGGCGAUAGUCGGACGAUGUUCAGAUUUUCUCCUUCACCCAAGCACCCUUCGUCCAAUAUCAAGUCUCCCUACCUCUUAUCCACCUCUCAACCCAAAUCCUACUCGCCUCCUCCGCGAGCAUUCAAGAUUCAUGAAAAUAUCGUCACGAACGAACAGCGUUCACGGACACCACCAACUCAACCUCGUUCAUUCACUGCACGCUCACCAUCAGUUUCUUCUGUCCCUCACGGUAGUCCACCCAUUCGAAGAUUGGCAAUUGCUCCUGUUGCCAAUGGUUUAUCUCCCAAAGUCGCUGCAAACGUUACUUCUACUACUUCUUCUGCUCCUUUUAUACCUUCUGCUCCUCCCUCUGCCAAUCCAGCUCUAGGUCGUACACCGCCCUCUGGUCCACGUGCGCUCCGUCAGUUACAGCAGCACCAACAUAGCGGUGGAGGUGUAGGACAUAUGGGUCCACGGAAUAGCAAUGCAUAUAUCCCUCGUGGUCUACCGUAUGAUCGGGACCGGUUCAGAGAUCGCGGGGGUGACUUUGGGAGGGAAAGAGAUCGGGAUUUGCAUUGGAAUGCACCUGGCGUUCAAAGGCUGAGGACCAGUGAGAACCGGUAUUAG